This is a messenger RNA of Corticium candelabrum, 926 nucleotides long. RefSeq lists its product as uncharacterized. Bases 1 to 756 code for a protein of 251 amino acids. The record is from RefSeq and is a predicted model, not a curated record. Lineage: Eukaryota; Metazoa; Porifera; Homoscleromorpha; Homosclerophorida; Plakinidae. The transcript has a single exon.
AUGGCGGUCGAAGUAAACGGGAAAAGUUUUGAAUCGUAUUCUGAUGCUUUGGAUGAGUACAUCAGCAGUCAUCUUGGUGAGAAAAUAUGCAUACCAAAGCAACGAAAUACGGAUCAUCUAGAAACCGCAGAAGUUCUGUUCACAAGUCCAACCAGACGAAAACGCAGAAAAGUAAACCAGUCUUACAGCAACGAUAGAACACUACGCCACGAGAAACCUUCGCCGAAAACGGACGUCACAACCACGACGAAUGGUCCGGGCACUCGUGGGUCACGUGAUCAUCACGUGCGCAUACUGGAAAGACUGGAGGGACCGCUUCAGAGAGAAUUAACUCCUUCUGCAACUGACGACUUGUGUAACUGUUCUGUUUUGUACGGUGUGCGCACUCCUGCCUAUGCAUACGGUCCUGCUCAGUCGACUCCAUAUCGACAAACCAGAGUCGCUUUGAAUUUUCAAGACGAAGAGUCGGUAUGCACCGAUGACCUUCUCCAAGCUGAUUGCUGUGGGGGAAAAGAUGCAACUGGAUCGAGAACAAAAGAUGUGAGACUCAGUACAGCAACAUUAUCCCGAGCUCGAAGAAACAGCACAACAAACGUGAUGUCAAAUAGUUGUCGUGCUAUUGGCAACGUUGCAAACCAGUCGAUGUCAUCAGACUCCAUGGAAACGUUGAAGAGAGUUCUAUUUGAUAUGCAGCAGUUAGCACUGCAGUUUCAGGUUGUAAAUGAGACUGCUACGAGUAAAGGGACAGACAACUAAAUUUUGGUGUAAAUUUCUGCUUGUCAAUGAAUACAGAAAUUUCACUUCAGCUGUCCAGUAGACAAACAUUAGGCCAUAGAAUUCAUAAGCUACCACCAAUUGCUAAUUAAUUAAUUAAAAUGGAAAUAAACUGUACAUAUGUAUAGAUGCACUUACCUAAAUACAUUUGG